This is a messenger RNA of Nelumbo nucifera (sacred lotus), 2309 nucleotides long. Its product is annotated as CBS domain-containing protein CBSCBSPB3-like. Lineage: Eukaryota; Viridiplantae; Streptophyta; Magnoliopsida; Proteales; Nelumbonaceae. Gene Ontology annotation, molecular function: protein binding. The record is from RefSeq and is a predicted model, not a curated record.
CGGGUGGGAAAGAAUUAUUCUCUAGAUAAGAGGAGAGAGAGAGAAGGGAAGGGUAUUUAAAUCCUUCUAGACCAUUUGAUCCUCUCUCUCUCUCUCUCUCUCUAAGCUCAACUUUUGAAGUUCUGAUUACUUUCCAGUUUCCCCUGCAAAAUAACGAAGUCUGAGCUUUUAGGGAUUUCAGGAACAACAUACUUUGGCUUAUCUGUUCGUAUUCGUCUCUCAAAACCCUAAAUUUUCGUUUCUUGCAAGUCCAAGAUGAGCAGCCAAGUAGCUCCUCCUCCGAGGAGAACCAGCCUGAAUCUAAGACGCGGUCCUUCGACCUUGAAGAAAUCGGUCCCUGUUGAGAACGGAAACAGUAAUGGAACCCAAGUGAAGCCCACCUCUCCUAGCCACUCGUCUGUUGGUGGGGAGAGGACGGUGAAGAAGCUGAGGUUGUCGAAAGCACUAACGAUUCCCGAGGGAACGACUGUUUCUGAGGCAUGCCGGAGAAUGGCGUCUCGGCGUAUCAACGCUGCUCUGAUUACUGAUUCGAAUGCUUUGCUCUCAGGAAUUAUUACGGACAAGGACAUUGCAACUCGAGUUAUAGCUGAAGGGUUGAGGCCAGAGCAAACAAUAGUUUCAAAAAUUAUGACAAGGAACCCAGUGUUUGUCACUUCGGAUACGAUAGCAAUCGAGGCUCUGCAGAAGAUGGUCCAGGGUAAAUUCAGGCACCUCCCUGUUGUAGAAAAUGGCGAAGUUAUUGCAAUGUUGGAUAUUACAAAGUGUCUAUAUGAUGCUAUAUCUAGAAUGGAGAAGGCUGCAGAACAAGGCAGUGCCAUUGCCGCUGCUGUGGAAGGGGUGGAACGUCAGUAUGGAAGUGCUUUUUCUGCUCCAUAUGCUUUCUUAGAAACCCUCAGGGAGCGGAUGUUCAAGCCUUCAUUGGCAACCAUUAUCACUGAAAAUACAAAGGUUGCAAUAGUAUCUCCAUCAGAUCCUGUUUAUGUUGCUGCAAAAAAGAUGCGAGAUUUACGAGUUAAUUCAGUGAUUAUUGCAACAGGAAGCAAGCCUAAUGGGAUACUGACUUCCAAAGACGUUCUCAUGCGAGUUGUAGCUCAAAAUCUGUCACCUGAGUUGACGCUGGUGGAAAAGAUUAUGACAGUGGCCCCCGACUGUGCAACACUAGAGACAACAAUCCUUGAUGCAUUGCAUAUGAUGCAUGAUGGGAAGUUUCUACAUCUUCCUGUUCUCGAUAAAGAUGGAUGUAUUGCUGCUUGCCUGGACGUCCUGCAGAUAACUCAUGCAGCAAUUUCCAUGGUUGAGGGGAGCUCUGGAGCUGUCAAUGACAUGGCAAGCACAAUGAUGCAUAAGUUCUGGGAUUCUGCACUUACCCUUGAGCCACCAGAUGAUGAGUAUGACACCCAGAGCAGUGAACUUUCUGCACUAAUGGCAUCCGAAGGUGGAGAUCCUGGAAAAUACUAUCCAUCUCUUGGUCUUGGGAAUACUUUUGCCUUUAAAUUGGAGGAUACAAAGGGUCAUAUUCAUAGAUUUAAUUCUGGUACAGAAAAAUUGGAUGAGCUUGUUUCUGCCAUUGUACAGAGGAUAGGGACUGAAAAUGGUGAACACCCAGAGCUCUUGUAUGAAGAUGAUGAAGGCGACAAGGUUCUCCUUUCAACUGACAGUGAUCUCAUUGGAGCCGUGAGCCAUGCCAGAUCAAUAGGGUUGAAGGUCCUAAGGUUGCAUAUCAACGAUGAUGCAAGAAAGAACACAAUGGAGUCAUCAUCAGCAUUGGCUACAACCACUGUUCAGAAACCUGGUUUGUUAUCUUUUCAGUCAGGGCUUGUGGCAGGUGUAGCUGUACUGGCAGGAAUCAGCGUUCUGGUUUACCUCAAACGCUCUAAUUUGUGAUGCUGUCAAUCUUGUUCUCCACUUUUCCUUAACGUACAAGAAAAGAAUGAGAGAUCACUCCAAUUUUAACAUGUACAAGUAUAGAAAUUGAACAUCUAAACCAAAGGCCUUCCUGAAGAUGUUCCUCUAAUAGCUUAGAAAAACUUGAGAAGUACACUGGUAGUCUCUGUUUCUCAGUGGCAACAACCAAGAUAGGUGGAGAUGUUCGAUAAUAAUACUGGGAAAGAAGAGAAGCUAGGCUUCUGGGGGCUUGGGAGACGAGACUUGGAAAUUUAUUAUCAAUGUUUUAAUAAUGUAACCUGGUUAUGCAUAUUGCAUGCAACAGAGAAAUCAAAAGAAAUGAUACUGUUGGUUGAUAACUGUCUGCAGAUUAUGCAAAAUGAUAUGGCAAUAUUAUGGGCAUGAGAAUUUCAGUGUUCUGAACC